AAAUGUGACGAUUGUGGGUUUCUUCUUUAACUAAAAUUACAGGUACAUUUUCGAGUCAGUACUUUUUUUACUUGAAGGCUUUUUUAGUGACCAUCUAGCUAAGUCAGUAAAUUAGUUGUACUUGAGUACAGUGUCAGUGUGUGUGUUCUUUGGCCCCCUCUGAAGAACCCCUGCGUGUUGGGGAGGUUCUCCAAGCCACUAGGUGGCGCUGUGGAAAUCGUCAUGUCCUUAUUUGAGCGGUCAAGAAGUCCCGACGAUGCAGCGAGUCAAUUUUUGUGUCAGGUGAUGUCGACGUAAAUCAGUAAAUAAAGUUACAUGUGAAGCCAGUUGUACAAAUGGCGUCAGCUGUUUUAUUUUCCGUGCUCUUGUAUGCUGUUUCCGACGGACUGUCUUUCAACAACAAGGAGCCCUGUUAUGUCCCCGCGCCGAGGAACGACGGCUUCGGUUUGAGGACCUCGCCUCGUCCUCACGAAUAUCUUAACAUUUCUGAUCUGCCUAAGUCGUGGGACUGGAGGAACGUUGGCGGUAUCAACUAUGUCAGCACCACCCGCAAUCAGCACAUUCCUCAGUACUGCGGCUCAUGUUGGGCUCACGGCAGUACCAGCGCAAUAGCAGAUCGCAUCAAUAUUAAGCGGCAAGGGGCGUGGCCAUCCGCCUACCUCUCCGUGCAGCAUGUGGUCGACUGCGGAGGAUCCGGGACUUGCCACGGCGGGGAUCACGGUGGAGUGUGGGAGUAUGCCAACACCCACGGCAUCCCGGACGAGACGUGCAAUAACUACCAGGCCAAAGACCAGACAUGUAAACCAUUCAACGAGUGCGGCACCUGCACCACAUUUGGCGUAUGCAAUGUCGUGAACAACUAUACCUUGUGGAAGGUGGGCGAUUACGGCAUGGUCAGCGGGAGGGAGAAGAUGAUGGCAGAGAUCUACGCGAGAGGACCCAUCAGCUGUGGGAUCAUGGCGACAGACAAACUGGACACUUACAAUGGUGGUCUCUUCUCCGAGUACAUUGAGAACCCCAUUGUGAACCACAUUGUGUCAGUGGCGGGAUGGGGAGUUGAGAACGGCGUGGAGCACUGGAUUGUAAGGAACUCCUGGGGAGAGCCAUGGGGUGAGAAGGGCUGGCUCAGGAUCGUCACCAGCGCUUACAAGGGAGGAAGUGGCAGUUCCUACAACCUCGCACUGGAGACAGACUGUGCCUAUGGAGACCCUAUAGUCCCUAAAGACUACUGAGUCUAGACAUAUCAGGACUCUGUGGAUACAUUUUAAUCAUAACUGAAAAGGGAAUGUUCAAUUAUUUUUCUGUGUAAAAUGUAUUUUAAAUUUGAGUGCCAAAUGAAUGGCACUGUUUGAUUUUCAGAGACUGUUGAACAGUCUUAAAUGGUAAAAUGUUAAAUUAUCAGGAUGAGAUGUGACAAAGCAAAAUUCCCACACUUAAUAGAAAAUACUGGCUGACUUAUACAAAUCAAAAUGCUGCUUUGCGUCUUAAAAUAAAAAAAACAUUUAGAAAUGCAUGUUGAACCACUGUCACGUUCUGCUGCUUUGCGAGUCCUACACAGCUGAUUAAAGUGUGCCUUACACUACAAA
Messenger RNA from Phyllopteryx taeniolatus (common seadragon), 1586 nucleotides. RefSeq names its product cathepsin Z (gene ctsz). Gene Ontology annotation, molecular function: cysteine-type endopeptidase activity. Bases 336 to 1232 code for a protein of 298 amino acids. The record is from RefSeq and is a predicted model, not a curated record. Lineage: Eukaryota; Metazoa; Chordata; Actinopteri; Syngnathiformes; Syngnathidae. Gene Ontology annotation, cellular component: lysosome. The transcript has 6 exons.